GCAGGGAGAUGGGUCUGGGAGCUCGGGAGGUUUUUUUUUCCUCUCUCUCUCUUUCAAAAAGUGUCUCUAAAUGAAAUUUUAACGAUCGCAGCGAUAUUUUCUUACACAAUAACGUUUUAAACGAUGCGUAACAAACGCCGCCGGUCUUGUGUAGAGGUUGCUACCUUUGCAGAGAAUAUUUAAGAGGGAAAAUACGCAAAAGAUGAGAUCUGCACAGUACCCAACCCCAGCAGAAUUGGAUGCAUAUGCUAAGAAAGUUGCCAACAAUCCACUCACCAUAAAAAUCUUUCCAAAUAGUGUCAAAGUACCACAAAGAAAACACCUUCGUCGUACGGUGAACGGUUUGGAUACUUUGGGCCAGCGAUUCAGUCCCUACCCUUCUCAGGCUAGCUCGAACCGUGGUUUACUUGCAAUUGUCAAGCUGCCCACGAAGAGGAUUGUGAAAGACUUUGACGGAACCCGCGCAAGGUUGCUGCCAGACAUGAACCCCCCGUCUGCUCCCUAUGCUGCACCUAGCACUUUAUCCCACCCGCAAAACAUGCUGCUACAACCGGGUUUACAUGGAUACCGGAAGAUGCGCCCGGACGGGGAUGCCCCUCCCAACGUCACGGUGUCUACCUCAACUAUUCCACUCUCCAUGGCUGCUAACCUGCAGCAGAACAGGCCCUCUGACUUGAACAGCAUUGUGCACCAGAUAUACCAGAUGUGCCAGGCCAGUGCGGGCCUUACCACUACCUCAGUCUGUGAGGGACAGAUCGCCAACCCCAGCCCCAUCAGCCGCAAUGUGUUGAUUCACGCUAGCACUAGGGUGUCUGGUCAUGGUGUGCCAGGUCACCUGCCCCCCUGCAUUGUGAACCCAGGGGACCCAGCCAUCGCCAUGACAGCCAUUGCCCCUGGCAGCAUUGCCAUGGGCAAUAUGAACAGGAUGCAAGCAGCCUACCAGAAUGACAUAGAUUCUGCCACAUGGCACCAGCACCAGUUGGCACAGUUGCAACAUCUGACUAGAGACACUGGCACUGGGCAUCCCAACAAGUUCCACAGAGAGAUUUCUGCUGCAGGGUUGACUAGCAAGACAUUGAGUUACCCUGCCGAGCUGUACCUGGGCCAGCCUUAUAAUCUGAGAGUUCAUGGUGAUAAAUUGUCGCCAUCUCCCCCAGUCAAUGGAAUCCAGGGGGCUUUGCCAUAUUCCAAUGGGCAGUACUUCCAGCCAAUAUGGAACAAUAUCCUUCCGACUCCCAACAGCGACAGCUCUGGGUCCCAGGACCUGGGCAUGGUGUUUCAUGGAGGAGCCUCUGGCCCAGUGGACUGUGUGGCGGGGACUCCUCUUCGAGCUGGAGCUGGUUCCUCCAGCCAAACCAAUGUCCUGCAGACUGUGGAUUACCUGGGUGGGGACUACCAGAACUCCUGCUUUAGGGAUCAGACUAUGGGGAUGUUGGGGAAAAUCCACAGGCCCCCCGUCAGCCGAGGUCCAGAACCAAAUCUUCAUCAGAAUGGUCAUGUUCAUCACCCUGUGUACAGAUGAACUGAGUUCAAGUAACUGUGGUGCUCUAGUUAGUCUUAACAGCAAUUUUUGAUUGUUUUGUGUUAAUGCCUUUGAUUGCCAAACUUGUCAGUGUUUUUUUUUCUGUCUAGUUUGGAAAACUUCUUUUGCAGGUCGCCUUUUUUUCCUUCUGUUGCCUCUGUGAGGAAGGGUAUUUCCACAAGAUUGAAGUCUGUGUUUAACCACCACCUUGAUGUGUGAUUAGAAACUGGUUUCAGUGACAGGAUUAGAGGGAAGGGAAAGAAUGCAAAACAGAUGCAAUCUUUCAAAAGGACAUCUGCAGUUCCAGAAUCUGAGUUGAAGGGAAGGGUGUGAAGAGCUGUUGGCAACUACUGAAUUAUCUGGUUUGUGUCCAUGUGUCACUCACGGGCAUUCAGUGCUUUAGUGUAAUGCCCCACAGUUGUCCCUAUUGGCAGUUGUUGAGAUGUUGGAGCCCCUUAUGAUGUGGAUUGUGCGCGCACUCAACGUUUCUUUAGUGAUUCCCAACUCCCCCUCUCUUUCGACUUGUAUCGCCUUUUGCUGCUGCCUUGUUGCAGGCUUUGUGAUCUCUGAACUGCAGAGUUCUCUUUUUAACCCGGAUAGAUCCAUUUUCAGAGUUGUCACUGGGGGGAGAAAUGUUCAUUAUUAUAGCUGAAAAAGUGACAAAUUGAAAAUUCAUUUAAAUCUACAGAGCUGUUUGUUUUUUCCAGUAAUUUUGGAUGAAAAUUGGCCUCAGUUUUAAAGCAAAGUGAAGAGCCAUCACUGCAGAUUAAGUAAUGAGUUUUAUGGUGAUUUUAUUUGAUAAGUGUAGCACUGUUCAUCCCAUCUCUAACAGCCAGCUCCCUUUUGUCUGGCAAGAGCUUGCUGGAGAGCCCUGCGGUUGGCGAUUUUGUUGAGAAUGAAGUGGGGCAGCAGGUUCUGUCACACCAGUGGAUUCCCCACAUUGUGUGGUGUGAUCUAAUCCAAGAUGCGCUUUGAGGGAAGUGCAUCCAUUACCUAAAAUGAUCAACAUCUGUUGGGUGUUUGAAAGAAUUAUUUGCAUCCUGUUGUUCAGUGCAUGCUGUCGGGUCUGACAUUUUAGGGGGAAAAAUGUAUUCAUCCUCCUGAAAGAUUUGACAUAGACAAUCCCAAAUAAGUGUGGGGUGCUGGAAAGGUGCAGCAGGUCAGGCAGCAUCUGAGGAGCAGGAGAAUCGAUGUUUCAGGCAUAAGCCCUUCAUCAGCCCUGACUAAGGUCUUAAGGCCAAAAUGUCUAUUCUCCAGCACCUCUGCCUGACCUGUACUUUUCCAGCACCACACUCUCCACUCCGAUCUCCAGCAUCUGCAGUAUUCACUUUAUUAAUCCUAAAUAAUAUGAAGAUACCAGUUUUAGUUUGAAGUUAAAGCCCAGAUGUCUGUCUCUCACUCCAAACCUUGAGCUCAAGACUUGCCAAGCUUUUGCCCGAAACAUCAAUUAUUCUGCUACUUGGAUGCUGCCUGACCUGCUGUGCUUUUCCAGCAACACACUCAUGCCUACUCAAAGCCCUUGCUCCUGAUUCAUUUUGUCUGUGUAGAUUUAGAAAUAUUUGCUUUUAAGGACUGCAGUGCUUAGGGUGGCUGGGAUGAAAUUUAAUUUGCAGCUUGUAUGUUUGCACUAAGUGACCACAAAACUGUUUUUAAAAAAACACAGUUGGUUCACUCAUGUCCUGUUGGACAGAGGCCUGCUGUUAUCAGAUUUGUCCUUGUUUGCAGUUUUGGCUUCGCGUGUCACUCAAUAGCAUCUCAAAUUAUCAGAAAGAAAGUCUUUUGGAGGAACCCUACCUUCAGAUACUUGAGGAUUGACAGUGAAUGCUGGCCUUGCUGGUGUUAAUCACAUGAAAAUGAUUUGUUUGGGCAAAAUGCCCAAUUUUAUUAAAUGGGGGUCAUGCGUGGAGUCAGCAACAGACUGGGGUGUGAAACUUGUCUCGAGGAAGAGAUUUAUCUUAAGUUUGACUUCUCCCCCAGGGCUCUCACCAUCAGGUGCAAAGAUGCUCAGUUGCAUUGCCGAUCACUAGCUGUCCUGGGGUAACGUUAAGCAGAUCUCCAGUCCUGCUUGCUCUCCACUGACACCUGCUGGUAAGUCCUUGUGCAUGCUGAAAGAAUCAGUGUCUACAGCGAUGUACAAUGUCAAAUGAUAUGAACCAGAAGGCACUGCUCUAGUGCAGCGAUAUGUCCCUCUGACCCAGAAGGCCUGAGUUUGAGUCCCCCCUUCUGCAGAGGUGUGUCUGAGCAACUGAGCAGGUUAAUUAGAAUAUACCUAUGGCACUUGCUAUCUGACCCAACACUAGGAGAAGGAACUGAUGGCAAAAAGAUGCCAGAGGAAUGUUAACACUAAUACAGUUAUCUCUCAAAAAUAAAUCAAAUUGGUUUUCAGAGAAUUAAAGGGGAGGAAAUUGAAAAGAUUCCCUUAAACGCUAGAAUCAUGAGUUCCUUUUAACUGCAGAAAAUAUUUGAUUUUGUUUCCCUACUCUAUCAACUAAAUGGGUCAUUAUUAAGAAUCUAUUUAUGCAGCUGCUAUUUCUGACCAUCAGACAUUCCUUUGGAAUACACUUUGUGACUUUCAUAUGCAUGAAAUACUUUUCAUACUACGCGACCUGGAAGGCUUGGUGUUUUUAUCCUGCUGCUCCUUGAAAACAAAGGCCUUUUAUCUGCAAUUAAAAUGAUUUGAUAAGUUUGGCAACAAAUGCAUUGAAUGCAGUUUUACUUUUCCAUACACUGGCUGAAUAUUGCUAUACUACUGUAACUUAAAGAAAGUGUAAUAAUUCUGUAUGAAUGUUGCCUGUUAGUGAGGGUCUGAGUAGCAACAUUUGUGUACGAGUGAUGCUGUUGACAUCUGUAAGUCAUUGGUCUCCCUCAAAAGCCCAUUGAAAAGCCUUAAGUCUUUGCUCCCUUCAGAGCUCUUACAAUGGUUUGGAAUUAGAAAGAUGGCAUCAUUUUUAGCACAAAGCUAUUGGUGGGUAACAAUUCUCAAGAAGUUCUCUAAGCAACAGAAAAAGUAGACAAUAUUUUAUUUAAUAUUUUUAGAUGUGUGUAGUUCAGGGCUUAAAGAAUUUGUUUUCCCCCUCAGCCCACAGCCUUUCAGGGCUUCAAAGCUUUACUGGUGUUGAUUAGAUAUGCGAUUAAAUGUUUUGUGACUGGAGUCACUGUUAAAGCUCAGUCAGGUUAUCAUUUAAGAGUCCUGCAGCAUUUAAGGCUGUCAGUAAACCUAGAAUGGUGCCUGUUGGAAUACUUCACAAUGUCCAUGGAUGGUGGCUAUUUAGUAACUGUGUGGCAUAUUGUUGUUACCUUUUGCGUGCUGACUUCUCACCCCCUCCACCCCAACAUGCACGCGCACUGAGGAAAAUGAGAAGUAACACUUUUCUCCAAAACCAUUUCUGAACACUUCCCUCCUGUGAAAUGAGCAUUGUAGGAAAAAUCAGUUUCAUAAAUUUUGAAAAACUAGAUUAAUAGCCACUACAUAAAAGAACUGCUCAAUAGAUAAAAUUUGAUAAAAUUUUGUUUUGGGGUUCUUCAUGCUCAUUUUGUUUUGUAUCUGCAUGUUAAUAAAACCAGAGCUUCUGGUUCUUGAACUGUUCAAGUUCUGUUUUCAGCCUGUGCAUUCAGUUAAUUCACUGAGAAAUCAUGGCUGCAGUCCACUACCAUCUCUGAUACAGUCCUUUUCUCUGCUGAGUUGGAUAACUUUCAGAACAGAAUUUAAUGGAGCUCCAUUUUCUAGCUGUUGGAAGACUUUUUUUAGACUUUGUGAUGGUUGAAAUGGUAGAAUAUCAGUUUUACCGUUAGAUUCAGUGUUGUCACUAGAUUUCAAUAUCUAAUAACUUUCUCUGAAACUUUCCAAUGUC
Molecule: messenger RNA, 5373 nt
Organism: Chiloscyllium plagiosum (whitespotted bambooshark)
Lineage: Eukaryota; Metazoa; Chordata; Chondrichthyes; Orectolobiformes; Hemiscylliidae
Product: protein FAM222B
Source: RefSeq, a predicted model, not a curated record